Molecule: messenger RNA, 4176 nt
Organism: Kogia breviceps (pygmy sperm whale)
Lineage: Eukaryota; Metazoa; Chordata; Mammalia; Artiodactyla; Physeteridae
Source: RefSeq, a predicted model, not a curated record
CCUGCAAAGGACUCAUCAAUGCAAACCGGUUUGACGACUUCAGCCUUAAGGACACUGCUAAGUGCUUCUCGAAGUGUGCACAGUCAGGGGAUGAAUCCUGCAAUCUGGGAAACUUGCAGAGAUACUGGCUGAACUAUGAGAUCCAUCUGGUGGAGAAGAGUCUGACAGAGACAGUGAAUAUGAGUUUUUUGACGACUCUUGUCAAGAACAUCAGCACCAACAUCUCAGAAGACCUGCACUUCUCUCUGACCCCCUCUCAGGUUCCGAAGCAGGUGACAGAGGACAGGCACCAGCACCCUGACAGAGUCCGGCUGCCCAGGAGCCUUUUUGAAUCCUUGCAAGGCAGCAGGCCAGUGGUUCGGUUGGCCAUAACCAUCCUGGAUAUUGGUUCGGGGAAUGUCUUCAAGGGCCCCCGGCUCAGCCUAGAGGAUGGCAGCAGCGUGUUGAACGAUCACGUGGUGGGCCUGAGUUUGGGUCAUAUAAAUGUCACUGGCCUGGCUGAGCCUUUGGAGAUCACCUUCUCCCACAAGCACCAGCCUCCUAACAUGACCCUCAGCUGUGUAUUCUGGGACGUGACUAAAGGCUCCCUGUCCUCCUCCCCAGGGUCAUCAGGAGACUGGUCUUCCAAGGGCUGCUCCACAGACUUCGGAGUCAAUAGGACUAUCUGCCGCUGUGACCACCUGACCUUCUUCGCCCUGCUGCUGAGGCCGAUCUUGGACCAAGCCACCGUAACGGCCCUUACACGCAUUUCCCAGGCUGGCUGUGGAACCUCCAUGAUCUUCCUGGCCUUCACCAUUGUCCUCUACGCUGUCCUGAGGUUUUCCCGGCAGAGGUUCAAGUCCGAAGACAUCCCCAAGAUCCACGUGGCCUUGAGCGUAAGCUUAUUUCUCCUGAAUCUGGCCUUCUUCAUCAAUGUGGGGCAUGGCCUGAAGGGGUCCGAUGCUGCCUGUUGGGCCCGGGGGGCUGUCUUCCACUACUUCCUGCUCUGUGCCUUCACCUGGAUGGGCCUGGAAGCCUUCCACCUCUACCUGCUGGUCAUCAAGGUCUUUAACACCUACUUUGGGCACUACUUCCUGAAGCUGAGCCUCGUGGGCUGGGGCCUGCCUGCCCUCAUAGUCAUCGGCACUGGGAGUGCCAACAGCUACGGCCCCUAUGCCAUCCGCGACAAGAAGAACACCACCACCCUGGAGCUGUGCUGGUUCCGUGAGAAAACUGCCAUCUCUGCGCUCUACGUCACUGUCCACGGCUAUUUCCUCAUCACCUUCCUCUUCAGCGCCGUGGUCCUGGGCCUGGUGGCCUGGAAGAUCUUCACUGUGUCGAGUGCCACAGCGGGCAAGGAGAAGGGGCAGCACUGGAAGGGGGUCCUCACCCUGCUGGGCCUCUCAAGCCUGGUGGGUGUGACCUGGGGGCUGGCCAUCCUCACACCCCUAGGCCUGUCCACCGUCUAUGUCUUUGCAGUGUUCACUUCUCUGCAAGAGACCUCAUCUCUAGACAGUCGGAGACACGCCGGAAUGGAGGUCCUGAAGGAGAAAGUGGAGGAGGAGGAGGAGGCCGAGCGGGCCGAGAGGGGCGAGAAAAUGAUGAGGCCGAUGGAGGUGCGGAAGGAGGAAACCAUCAUGACGCGGGAGAUAGUCAGAGACCUGGAGAGGAAGCUGCUGGAGAUUGAGGUCCCCAUCCCGGAGAAGCCCUCGACUUUCACCAAGGACGCUAUUGACAUCUCCAAGCUGCCCCUUUCCUACCAAAGCAACACGCCCAAGGAGGAACACCUGCUGCAGGUGGCAGACAACUUCUCCCGCCAGUACAGCCACCUGUGCCCGGACCGCGUGCCCCUCUUCCUGCACCCAGUGAACGAGUGCAAAGUGCCUAAGUUCGUGAGCACAGCCAUCCGGCCCACACUGAUGCCCUACCCUGAGCUCUACAACUGGGACACCUGCGCCCAGUUUGUCUCAGACUUCCUGUCCUCGGUGCGCUUGCCCGACCCCCUCAAGCCGCCCCCCUACCUGUACUCCUCGACCAUGGUGCUCCAGUACCAGGAGGGGAACUGCUUUGACUUCAGCACGCUGCUCUGCUCCAUGCUCAUCGGCACCGGCUACGAUGCCUACUGCGUCUACGGCUAUGGCUCGCGGGACCUGUGCCACAUGGACCUGACUCGGGAGGUGUGCCCACUCACCAUGAAGCCCAAGGAGGUCGUCAAGGAGGAGGAAAAGGCACCACCUAAGAAGUACGCCGCCGCCGCUGAGCCGCCCAGGGGCCUGACAAGCAGGUUUGAGCAGGCGCAGGAGAUUAAAAGGCAGGAGGCGACCAAGGCCGAGGAGGACAAGCGGCUGAAGCAGGGGGAGGGGCGCCUCAUGGAGCAGGAGAGUGCAAAGACCGACCCCCUGCACGGCCUGCGGGUACACUCCUGGGUCCUGGUGUUGUCGGGGAAACGCGAGGUGCCCGAGAGCUUUUUCAUUGACCCGUUCACUGCACGCAGCUACAGCACCCAAGACGACCACUUCCUGGGAAUAGAGAGCCUCUGGAACCACAAGAACUACUGGGUCAACAUGCAGGACUGUUGGAACUGCUGCAAGGACCUGGUCUUUGACCUGGGAGACCCUGUGAGGUGGGAGUGCCUGCUCUUGGGGACCGACAAGCCUCUCCUGUCCCUGACUGAGGAGGAGGACGACGGGACGAAUGAUGACGAUGAUGUGGAAAAUCUGGGCAAGGAGGAUGAGGAUAAGAGCUUCGACAUGCCGUGCUCGUGGGUGGAGCAGAUUGAGAUCUCCCCAGAAGCGUUCGAGACCCGCUGCCCAAACGGGAAGAAGGUGAUACAGUACCAGAGGGCAAGGCUGGAGAAGUGGGCCCCGUACCUCAACAACAACGGCCUCGUGUGCCGCCUCACCACCUACGAGGACUUGGAGUGUACCAAGACUUUGGAGAUAAAGGAGUGGUUCCAGAACCGGGAGGAUAUGCUGGAGCUGAAGCACAUAAACAAGGUCACGGGCCUGAAUAUCGACUACUUCAAGCCGGGCCACCCCCAGGCUCUGCGUGUGCACUCAUACACGUCCAUGCAACCCGGGAUGGACCGCGUCAUGGAGUUUUAUGAAACGGCCCGCGUGGACGGCCUGAUCAAACGGGAGGAGACGCCCAGGACAAUGACGGAGUACUACCAAGGGCGGCCCGACUUCCUCUCCUACCGCCAUGUCAGUUUCGGGCCCCGGAUCAAGAAGUUGGCUCUGAACGGUGCAGAGUCAAACCCCCGGCCCAUGGUGAAAAUCACAGAGCGAUUCUUCCGCAACCCUGCGAAGCCUGCGGAUGAAGAUGUGGCAGAGCGCGUGUUUCUGAUCCUGGAUGAGCGCAUCCAGCUGCGCUACCACUGCCGCGAGGACCACAUCACAGCCUCCAAGCGUGAGUUCCUGUGGCGCACGAAGGGGGACAGCAAGGGCAACAAGAUCAUCAUGACGCCUGACAUGUGUCUCAGCUUUGAGGUGGAGCCCAUGGAGCACACCAAGAAGCUUCUCUACCAGUACGAGGCCAUGAUGAAGCUGAAGAACGAGGAGAAGUUGUCCAGGCGUCAGGCUUGGGAGUCAGAGCAGGAGGUGCUGGAGAUCCUGAAGCUUCGGGAGGAAGAGGAGGCCGCGCAUGCGCUGACCAUCUCUAUCUACGACACCAAGCGCAACAAGAAGAGCAAGGAGUAUCGGGAGGCCAUGGAGCGCGUGACGCACGAGGAGCACCUGUGGCAGGUGGAGGCCCAGCUGGACUACCUGGCCCCGUUUCUGGCACAGCUCCCACCAGGAGAGAAGCUGACACGCUGGCAGGCCGUGCGCCUCAAGGAUGAGUGCCUCAGUGACUUCAAGCAGCGGCUCAUUGACAAGGCCAACCUCAUCCAGGCCCGGUUUGAAAAGGAGACCCAGGAGCUGCAGAAGCAGCAGCAGUGGUAUCAGGAGAACCAGGUGACCUUGACGCCCGAGGAUGAAGACUUGUACCUGAGUUACUGCUCUCAGGCCAUGUUCCGCAUCCGCAUCCUGGAGCAGCGGCUCAAUCGGUUAGGAGACGGAGGAGCUGAGAGGACCCACUAGGAGCCUGGAGCAUUAGCUUUGUAACCCCUCACCUCCUCUCCUUCCUUCCGAUUUCAGACACAAGGAGCUGGCCCCACUGAAGUACCUGGCUCUGGAGGAAAAGCUCAACAAGGACCCA